Naegleria gruberi is the source of this 2973-nucleotide messenger RNA. RefSeq lists its product as uncharacterized. The transcript has a single exon. Lineage: Eukaryota; Heterolobosea; Eutetramitea; Acrasida; Naegleriidae. The record is from RefSeq and is a predicted model, not a curated record. The coding region runs from base 1 to 2973 and encodes 990 amino acids.
AUGAGUACACUAGUAGGAGGAGGAAAUUCCGUGAAGCUUGUCUCAUCAUCCUCUACAGGAUCAUUGACAGAAAAACAGGCUCUUGGUACAAAAUUACCAAGAAGUAGUAGUGAGUUGAGAAUUACGGAAAAGACAACAUUACAACCUCUCUCACCACUUUCAUUCCAUGAUGAAGAUAACGAAUUUGAUGACAAUAAUCAACAAACUCCAGAUAAAAAAGAGGAAGAUAAAUAUCCAGAAUUUAAAGUACCAGAAUCGGAGUUAAAACAAACAAGUGAUUAUUUGAAAUUUGUAGGUGAUGAUGUAGAUUUGGAUAAGGAAACAGAUUCAGAUCAAAGUGAUGAAGAAUUGGAUUUAACAUCAAAUUCUGUUGGAGAAGAUCCAAGAUUGAGGAAUGUCCACAAUCUUCCUGAGGAAUUCUUUUACAAUCACGAAAAGCUGGGGAAAACAAUGGAUAGAUUAUUAUCUAUUUUUGACGAAACUCUUAUUUUCAAGACUGGGCAACUAAUUGAAUCAAAAGAUAAUGGAGGAAACCAUCAAGUUAAUAUUGGUAAAGUUAUUCAACCAAACAUAUUCUCUGAGAGUAGGAAUGAGUUUGCCAAAUGUUCCAAAAAAGUAUCAUUUCGUUUAAAGGAGAUGGAGAUUAUUUUGAACACCAAGAUUAAUGAUCUGAAACAAGAAUUGACCAUUGCAAAGAAAGAGAAGGACGUAAAAGCACUAGAGUGGAAGGAAAGAUAUGAUAAAUUGCAAAAGAGAUGGCAAGAUGUAAUCUCUGACAUGAACAGCUUACAAAAAGAAAAGGAAGAGAUAAGAAAAGAAAGAGACUCACUCUAUGGAUUAGUUAGACUAAGUGAAACAAUACCAGUUGUACCUCAUCACAUUCAAAUGCCAACAUCUGUUUCUUUAAAUGCAUUUACUGACGAAGUUGACAAAACCCACCCUCCAAUUUCUGAAACUCCUUCACUAAUGACAAGUAAGGUCGAACCUGCCACUACACCAAACAGAAUGACAAAAACAAAUCUUUUGUCUAAGGAAAUCUCUCCUAAACCCCAACGUCUGGAGAUGCUUAAAGCUGUUUCCCAAAGAUUGUUAACAUCUAUGGCGGAUUCUCUCUCUUCACAAAUGGCAACCAUAUUUCUCUAUAACCCUAGGAUUAACGAAUUGCAAAGUUUUUGCAUUGUUUGUAAAUAUGAUUUUAACAAUCCAGUAUUGUAUACAUUAGUGGAAAAUAAGAAUCUAAGUAAUGCAACACAAUACUCGAAUAAUACACAUAUACUGAUUGGAGGACCAAAAGCAUUCCCAAAGCAGAUAUCUGUUCCUGCAAAUCAAGGAAUCAUUGGAGAGACCUUUGCAAAAACAACUGCUUUGAAUAUUUUCGAUGUUCCAACAUUCAAAAAGCAUUACAGACAAAUAGACAAAGAUACUGGGCUUAAAACAAAGGUCGCAAUUUCAUAUCCACUCAUUACAAAGAAGAUGAAUAAUUGUUUUGGAGUUUUGGAAAUUAUGAAUAAGACACCAAAUCCAGAUAAUCUAGAAGAAAUUGAACCUUAUGACAUUCAGGACGAAGCCAAAAUGCAUGAAUAUUCGACAAUAAUAUCUGACCUUCUCGAAAGCGAAGCAGAUUGCUUACCUUAUUCAAUUUUUGUUGGAAGAAGAUCCAAUACUCCCGUUGUUGCAAAAGAAAAGGAUGAUAAAAAUACAGAUCUUUCCAGGAUCAAUGUCACUAGGGUUUAUGCACAAAAUGCAAUGAGAGUUUUUGAGGAUUUGGAAGACUCGAGGACACCUGGAAGUCCGAGUAGCCCAGUUUCUAAUCUUGCCCGUCCUACUAACGCUCUGGUUCCAAAAGAUAUUGAAGAGUACAUUAAAAAGUUGGAAUCUUGUUGGAGGAAAUCGGUGAGUGAAACAGCUCAAUUCAAGAAUGCUGCCACUCAAUUGGAAGAUCAAUUAAAUGACAGACAGGGGUAUAUCAAAAAUUUGGAGAGAAAAGUUGGUGAAAUGGAGAAAAAUAUGGAAGAAGCAAGGGAUAAGAUGAUUUCAGACUUUAAGGAACAAAAGAUUGCCAAGCAAGAGUGGAAAAUUAAAGAAAAUGAAAUGAGAGUGGAAUUGGAUUUUAUUAAAAAGGCUCACAAUACCAUUGUACAGGAACACAUGUUCAGAUUGAAGGAAGAAAGUAUCAAGUCACUCUUACUACCUGUGAACCAGAAUGAAUCGAACUCUUCAAAACCUUCACCCCCACAGCCCCAACAGGAAGCUAAAAGAGAUCGAGUUGAAUUGCCCUAUCUUGACAAGACUGUAAACCAAUCGAAAAGGGUUCAAAAUAAUAGCACGAACAGUGGCUCCUCAAGAAAGACACCUGUAACAAAGAAUGAAAGAGUCUCUAUUGAUUUUGCUGAGAGAAAUUCUGUAUACUAUCCGCCAAUAUUUUACGAGCUUUUUUCUCAAUACGCUCUCCCAACUUUGAUUCUCAAUAGCAAAUUUAGAAUUUGGAAGUACAAUGUAAGAUUCCUCACUUUAAUUGGUUGCAAGACUGAGCAGAACGAAAUAUUCCUCUCUCAAAUAUUGGGAAUGCAAUUUUCUGAUAUUUGUGUUGGUAUUGAGGCUGAUGCUCUGCCGAGACUAUUGCAGUAUGAUGUUUUGCAAGGUUUGGGAAUUGCCAAGUUGGGAAAUGACAAUUCAACUGAUGCAUUUAACUCUAAUGGAUCUAGGUCAGCCUCUCCAAUUUUGAAUAAUUCAGGAUUCAAUACUUUAGAUUUGCGAUCAGACUCGAAAUCUCCAACUCAAAAUCUACUUAGUAAGAAGACGUUUGUGAGAGUGACUGCCUACAUCAGCAAACUAGGUCAAAAUGGACAAAAGUUUUCUACCUACCAAGGAGGAUCUAAAAUAUCAGCCUCUCCUAUCAUGGAUGAAUCAUCUGUUGGUAACAGUAAUACAUUAAUUAAGGGACCUCUCUACAGCAUUAUUUUCACCAAAUAA